Messenger RNA from Lasiosphaeria miniovina, 439 nucleotides. RefSeq lists its product as uncharacterized. The record is from RefSeq and is a predicted model, not a curated record. The transcript has a single exon. Bases 163 to 390 code for a protein of 75 amino acids. Lineage: Eukaryota; Fungi; Ascomycota; Sordariomycetes; Sordariales; Lasiosphaeriaceae.
AAGGACAAAUGGACGGAACGGAACACCACAUGCGGAGGGGAUACGAUGAUGAUACCAAGGGGCUCUCGGUUUUUUUCCCCCCCCUUUCUGCCUUCCUCCAUCCUACUCCUCAGAACAAGGCUAAUACCUAGAUAAAUUCCUUACUGCUCUUUUCUCGGCGCCAUGAUACCAGAUCUCAUUCUCUUCUCUCUUGGGGGUGUUUUUUUCUCUAUCAGUGUUUAUAUGUGUGACGAGUUUAUAUAUGUGGCGAGUUUUUCCUCUCUAUAUAUAUUGCUUUGUUAUUGGGCCUCAGUACAGUGGCGGUGCGGAGAGGGUUGUUCUGUGACGUGUAUAUUUUGCGGAUUCUUUUCUUUCUUCCUGGGCGCAUGUAUCAUGAGCUCUUAUAUAUAAACUCCUAAGUAGAACGGAAGAUUGCUUUGUUAGGUCAAUUCUUGGCUGU